Molecule: messenger RNA, 645 nt
Organism: Durusdinium trenchii
Lineage: Eukaryota; Dinophyceae; Suessiales; Symbiodiniaceae
Source: the annotation of a GenBank genome assembly
AUGAAUGGCGACUUCUUGUCUCCCUGCCUCUUCACAGCUCUGGAUGGUGGCACCACGAUGGUGGACGGCUUGAAUUACGCGCAGUUGGACUAUGUCUGCUUGGGGAAUCACGAGUUCGACCUGGGCAAGAAGCAACUGGCGACACAGUUGAAGGCCUACAAAGGCAAGUUGCUGAACACCAAUUGCACGGACAAGGAAUUGGAAGACUGGCCCACCUACGAUGUGGUGGACGUGGGGAACAAGAAGAUCCUGAUGGUUGGCCUUUGCCUCGGUGAUCCCUCCAUCUAUCCUGCCGACAGCACUCCUGACAUGAAAGACUUCGUGCACUCCUGCAUGGCCGCUUGGGAGGACUGCGCGCGGAAGAAGGUGAACAUCGACCUCAUUGUGCCCAUGACCCAUCAGCUCAUUGAGGAUGAUCGUUUGCUGGCGGCUCCUUGGAAUGUGAAGAAACGAACGGUGCAAGCCGGACAGGAGCAGUUCGAGAUGCACGAGACCAUGAGCGGCAAAGCACCCGUGAUCUUGGGAGGCCAUGAACACGAGGUCUUCGAAGAGGUGGUGGCGGACUCGCUGAUCGUAAAGACCGGGCAAGAUGCCGCGAAGAUCGCCGUGGUGGAUGUGUGGUGGACCUCCAAUGGAGCAGCCUGA